This is a messenger RNA of Aureobasidium uvarum, 750 nucleotides long. The record is from the annotation of a GenBank genome assembly. Lineage: Eukaryota; Fungi; Ascomycota; Dothideomycetes; Dothideales; Saccotheciaceae.
AUGGCAAACCAGUGCACCACAUCAAGCACUCAAUCGCCUCGGGACAGCUUCAUCAGCGACUCCACAGUCCGCCUCAGCAAACCCGUUUGCCUACUAAGGUCACAAGCCUCACGAUCGCAAAAGGAACAAGCCAAAGCCACAACCCUGACAGCAGAAGCCUUAGCCAUGCUAGAGCCCACGAACAAGAUGCACACCGCAGCUUACAAUCACAAUCGCAUCAAAAACUUUAUAAAUCAACUGCCUGCUCCAGACACUUCACCAGAGCAUGAUGAAAGUCCAGAUGCCAUCCAUUAUCCAGACCUCACUACAUUAGCCAAAGAGACCGAAGGACAAACACACUACUACACACCGCCCUUCCAUCCUCACCAUAUGCACAUCUACAACCGCUUCCAAGAGAUGCGACGUGAAGAGCCUUGGGCAGAGUUUCAUACCCAUAACGCAUGGUUGAGCCUGGAAUACUCUGAGAACGGCAACGUGUGUAUGUAUGUGGGUGUUGGGGACAUGCAACAUCAUGACGGGAUCACUAAGCACAUGAUCUGGUUGAGAGACAAAUGGCUUGGCGUCGAGGUGGGUAUAUCGUACUAUCUCAUGGAGUAUGAGGAUGAUGGCCAGGUAGACAAGACGGAGGCUGAUCAGAAGGGAGACAAGGGAAAGUUGAGCAGAAGGGAACCAAGAAGUGCGGCCGAAAGAGGUUGGGAUUCGAGAAUGAGGGAUUACACGAUGUGUCAAUUUGCCGCGACUUUCGUGUAA